AGUUUUAACCCGUACAUGGAAAAGUGUCUUCACAUAGGUAUCCAGACAACAACGGGCUACUUUUGUGGAUUUUUACAAUUGUGCUCGGGAAACAAAACUCUCCGGUUAGUUGAAAGAGGAAGGGACAACUUGACGAAACUUGGAGACGUUUGUCCCGUACUGAGAGGGCUGUUUUCCGCAUACACUGGCCGGCCAUAGUACCGUGAGAAACUUCCAUCUUCAAAGACUGUGGACUGGUUUUUGACUGUGCAUUUAAAGCGGCGGAUCUAAGUUAGCUUGGGACAGGCCAGAGGAAACUGUGGAGUUUUGUGGGUUAGAUAGCAGUGUUGGCUGUGAUAGCAGAGACAGAAGCGGAGUUAUCGAGCGGCACGGCCUGUGUUAAGGCUGUGUUUAUAUGAGGCCAUGGUACAGCGGGCCGUGUACGCAGAAACCACGCUCGCCUCUUAGACUAGGUCAGCGGCUGCUCGCUUGGCGGUAAGGCCCGUGAGCGCGGCUCUACGAGCCCGUCUCGUCGUUCAGAUCCCCUAGCUUGCCAGAGUCAGAUAAUUUACAGUGUUUAAUAGUUUUUCUGGCGACUGGGGAAGGCUUUUUUAACUACUUGAGACACGUUGUUUUUCUACUCUCGAGUACAAGAUAGGAGUACAUAUGAGUUACCCAUGGGUAAGAAGGCUACAAUAGCCUAGAAGUGAAAAAGCGGUCAUUCAUAUCUGCGCUGGCUGUAGAAGUUCACGAUUAUCGACUGACAGCCGGACUCCAGCCGGACUGCGGGAGCAGCACGGGGAAUUUACCUGAGACGCCAGCCGGAGUCCCGCAGCAGCCGUGGGUGGAAGCUGGCAGCCGUAUUACCGUGCUGUGACAGGUGUUUUAACAAGCGAUCAGUGGCCCAGCUUAUAAUGCCAACUUAAGUGGGAAUUGAUACACAGUAAUCCAAUGGAGCCACCAUUAGGGAUUUUCUUUGCCCUCGUCCACUGUGCUGUGUAUGUGCUGGGCGAAAUCCGGUGUUACUGUAACGAAUCUGGUUGUGUGAGUACAGGCUACAUGUGUAAAUCCAGUCUAGGCAAGUGCUAUUCCAUGCUUACCUACGAGGGGGACAUCACACACUCUGUGCACGGGUGUUUAGACUCUGUCAAAACGGAAGAUCGAAACCUCUGCAGCGGAGACAGAGAACUUAUGAAAAGGAAGAAAUCGGCCGACUGGCCAGUGUUGUUGUGUUGCAAGGACGAUAUGUGUAAUUAUAUAGACAGUCUGGACAUAAACAUUGUCGUCAAUACCAAAUCAAACGGGAGUAUACAAAGAGGUCAAAAAGCCAGACCGUCGUCUACUUCAGGCAAUCGUCACGUGAUCCACACGGGAAAAGUCGAGGAGAAAAAUAGUGACAAAGACGUAUGGUUUAAAGCUGCUGUGAUAGCAGUUCCCAUCGCUGGAGGUUUUAUUCUGAUUUUAUUGGUGCUUUUAGCUGUGCGCAUGCUCAGAACUGAUACGAGGCGACACAGAAGACUUCUACAAAUCCGCCGAGAGCGGAGUCUCACGCGAGCCCAGCUUUAUGUCUCCGAUCAUUUUUGUUCCAAAAGUGAGAAGAAAAACUCAAAGCAUUUAUAUUCGUCACAAAACCACCAUAACAAUGCUGUGUACAAAGACGUUAAUAUUCAACUGGAGAAAGAAAAACUUUACCCUGAGAAAACGCGGGAAAAGAAACCGCCAAGUAAACCGCACAACUCCGUAAUUGUUUGGGGAAAGACUGCUAAAAGUGAUGUGGCCACAGUCGUAUAGUGAAACUAUAGGCACGCUGUGCGCACAUUUUGUUGUUUGCUAUGUUGUUUGAAGAGCACUGUGUAUAUGUAUAUAUGCGGCAUAGGACUUUGGGGAAAUUUUUUUUUGUUGUUUUUCCUUCCUUAUUUGUACAGACUGGCAAAGAUGCCGCUUAUUUUAUUAUAUAUAAAACUGAUAUAUUUAUUGUCCAAAUAAAUGAGGAAAUAAUU
Molecule: messenger RNA, 1979 nt
Organism: Liolophura sinensis
Lineage: Eukaryota; Metazoa; Mollusca; Polyplacophora; Chitonida; Chitonidae
Product: BMP and activin membrane-bound inhibitor homolog
Exons: 3
Coding region: 931-1770 (279 amino acids)
Source: RefSeq, a predicted model, not a curated record